AAUAAAUGGGUUGAUGUUGUGGUUCCAUGUCUCCGUAAAGAAUGUACUGUGUACCAGAUAUGGUAGUUUUGACUUGGAAGUUCUCUCUCUGGAACGCCCAAGUAAUACCCGCAACGACUCUGGUUUCAGAAAACUGAGAUUCUUCUUCAAUUUUUCUUCAGCACUUGAUCCCAUGAUCACAGUUAUGUUUGGCUGUGGAAUAGAUAUUCAGCUGUUGAGUUUUAUGUUAAGAUGAUUACAAGUUGAUGCUGUGGUUGGAUUGGUUCAUAGGAGCAACCGAGUUACUCUAAUGAAUUGUUUCUCUCUUUUUUUCCGGAAAAGGGGGUCUUCCUCAGCUACACAAUCAACCGGAUUGGAUUUAGAUAUUUCAAGCAUUCAAAAUGUCAAUCUUUACACUUACAAGGAAUUGGAUAUUGCCACCGAAGGUUUCAGUCUGGCAAACAAAAAAGGGGAGGGAGGUUUUGGAUCAGUUUAUAAGGGAAAGCUGAUAAAUGGUGAUCUGGCUGCUGUGAAGGUUUUGUCAACUGAAUCAAGACAAGGUGUCCACGAGUUCUUGACAGAAAUCAAGGUGAUCAGUAGUAUAGAGCAUGAGAAUUUAGUUAAGUUGUACGGAUGUUGUGUGGAAGGAAACCACAGGAUUUUGGUAUAUGGCUAUCUUGAGAAUAACAGCCUAGCACAAACACUUCUACGUAGGGGCCAUAGUAGCAUCCUAUUCAGUUGGCAUAUACGUCGUAACAUCUGCAUUGGUGUUUCCCGUGGCCUUGCAUUCCUUCAUGAUGAAGUUCAGCCACAUAUUAUUCAUAGAGACAUUAAAGCAAGCAAUAUACUACUCGAUAAAGAUCUCCAGCCCAAAAUUUCAGAUUUUGGUCUAGCAAAGCUUAUUCCACCAAAUCUCACCCAUAUUAGUACACAUGUUGCUGGAACAUUUGGCUAUGUGGCGCCUGAAUAUGCAAUACGGAAUCAGGUGACUAGAAAAUCAGAUGUCUAUAGUUUUGGAGUUCUACUACUAGAAAUUGUUAGUGGGAGGGCUAACACGAACAGACAUUUACUUGCCGAAGAACGGUAUCUUCAUAUAAGGGCAUGGGAUUUGUAUGAGAAGGGGGAGUUGGAUAGUUUGGUGGAUGUAUCUCUAGACAGAGACUUCAAUGUUGAGGAGGCAAUAAGAUUUUGUAAAAUUGGUCUUCUUUGCAUUCAAGAUUCUCUUCAGCUCCGACCUUCUAUGUCCACUGUGUUUGACAUGCUGAUUGGAAAAAGGGAUGUGAAUGAGGAGAAGAUGACAAAACCUUACUUAAUAUUUCAGUUUGUGGAGGCCAAAGACCAAGGGAAACAGAAAGGCAAGGCUGAAGUAGAAGAAACGUCUCUUUUGGCUGGUUCAGAGAGGCAAGAUGAUUCAUCUUUAUCAGGAACCAUGAGUUCUUUUGCGACUAUGACCUUCACAUCAAUUUAUGACCGAAGCAAUUAGGUUCCCUAUUGCUAGGAUACUUACGUCUUGCAGGUGAUAAGUUUUUCAAAAUUCACCUCCUAUCCAAGGUUGUCCAUCUUCACUGCCUUUUGGUGCUACAAACUACUGUGUAAAUUAAUAUAUCUUCUACUCAUACUAGUCAACUACUCACAUUACUGGUUCAAUUUAGGAUCCCUUCAGUUAAAACUUUAUAUAGGUUUGUCUUCAAUUUUUGCCAAGUAACACAGUAUUUCAGGAGGUUGUUUAGUUUUGCUUUUGCUUUUGAUGGGUCAUGUGCUGGCCUUUGUGUAAGAAUAAUGCUAUUUCCAUUACUUGCACAUCCGAGAAAACAAAAAUCACUGAUUCUGUGCAUGGAUGGUCCACCAAAGUAUCUUCAAAAAUAGAGUUGCCUCUCCAGUGACUUCUUUUUCCUCUAUUCUCUCCCACCAAGGGGGAGUUUGUGACUAUAUAUUUUUGUGCGACAAGAUUUUCUUCCACCAAUGAAAUGACUUUAUGUUGAAAUAUU
Abrus precatorius (Indian licorice) is the source of this 1967-nucleotide messenger RNA. Its product is annotated as cold-responsive protein kinase 1-like. Gene Ontology annotation, molecular function: protein kinase activity; ATP binding. The coding region runs from base 290 to 1462 and encodes 390 amino acids. The record is from RefSeq and is a predicted model, not a curated record. Gene Ontology annotation, biological process: protein phosphorylation. The transcript is spliced from 7 exons. NCBI's taxonomy places the organism in Eukaryota, Viridiplantae, Streptophyta, Magnoliopsida, Fabales, Fabaceae.